Ceratotherium simum simum (southern white rhinoceros) is the source of this 677-nucleotide messenger RNA. It is a transcript of the gene LYRM2, whose product is annotated as LYR motif containing 2. Lineage: Eukaryota; Metazoa; Chordata; Mammalia; Perissodactyla; Rhinocerotidae. The record is from RefSeq and is a predicted model, not a curated record. Gene Ontology annotation, cellular component: mitochondrion.
CCCCGCUCGCGAGGCCGGGAAUCCGCAGUCCGUCUCCCAGGAAACCGAGAUCGCCCCGCCCCCUGGUCGGUCCCCCACUUCCGCUCCUGCGCACUGGGGCUCGAGCGGACCGCGCUGUCUGGAGGACAUGGCUACUUCUCGCUUACCCCCAGCGACGCUAACGCUAAAGCAGUUCAUGAGAAGGCAACAAGUUCUCCUUCUCUACAGAAGGAUUUUGCAAGCAAUCCGGCAAGUUCCAAAUGAUUCUGAUCGCCAAUACCUGAAGGACUGGGCAAGAGAAGAAUUCAAAAGAAACAAGAGUGCCACCGAAGAGGAUACAAUCCGGAUGAUGAUUACUCAAGGCAAUAUGCAGCUCAAGGAGUUAGAAAAAACACUUGCUUUAGCCAAAUCUUAACUAUAGCAUUAUUUGGAAAGAUUUCCAGAGUCUUCAUGUGUUUUGUUGAGCUUAGGCUCAACAAUGGGCAGCCCAAAGCCAAGUCAAACUGUUUCUCCGUACAGUGCUGGGGCAGAUCAGAACAUGGAGCAUGGCAUAUCAGAGAGAGCAAAGAAAUGAGCAUCAGAACAAUUGCUUAGCACUGAAAAACAUACUGUGUAUUUUGAAAAUGUUUCUGGAUAUUUCAGCAGUUUUUUUAAGAAGAAAAAUCAGUACAACAGAUGGUCAAUUAGCACAUAAAAAG